Messenger RNA from Vicia villosa (hairy vetch), 939 nucleotides. RefSeq names its product probable CCR4-associated factor 1 homolog 11. The transcript is spliced from 2 exons. Lineage: Eukaryota; Viridiplantae; Streptophyta; Magnoliopsida; Fabales; Fabaceae. Bases 1 to 939 code for a protein of 312 amino acids. Gene Ontology annotation, cellular component: P-body; CCR4-NOT complex; CCR4-NOT core complex. Gene Ontology annotation, molecular function: poly(A)-specific ribonuclease activity; nucleic acid binding. The record is from RefSeq and is a predicted model, not a curated record.
AUGAAGACAUCUUACAGAAGUAACUCCCUUGCAGUUGGUCAUAGCUUUUUUGUAUCAAAUUGUAUCUUCAAGUUUGAUAGCAAGAACUUAAUGGAUCAAUCAUUCACAAAACUCAACAUGAGCAAAGCGAAGGAAGUCAUUGUCCGUCAAGUUUGGGCAUAUAAUUUGGAGUAUGAAUUCAGUCUCAUACGUCAAGCAAUCCAUCAACAUCCUAUGGUUUCAAUGGACACUGAAUUUCCUGGUGUAAUUCAUUCACCCGAAAUCAAUCGACACUAUCUUCAACCAUUUGACAAUUAUCGCUACUUAAAGGCAAACGUUGAUGCUCUUAAGGUCAUACAAGUUGGUCUCACCCUUAGCGACUUCAAGGGAAAUCUUCCUGAUUUUGGAAGCAUUUAUGGCUACAUCUGGGAAUUUAAUUUCUGUGAUUUUGACGUCAAUCACGAUCCUUGUAAUCAAGAUUCUAUUGAUAUGCUCCGCCGUCAAGGGAUUGACUUCAAUCGUAAUUUCUACUACGGUGUGAAUUCAAUGCGUUUUGCUGACCUAAUGUUAUCGUCAGGACUUAUUUUCAAUAAAUCACUUAUGUGGGUCACAUUUAGUAGCGCUUACGAUUUCGGGUAUUUGGUGAAGAUCUUAACCCGAAAGAAUUUACCAAACCAUUUAGAGGAAUUUUUAAAUAUUGUGGAAGUGUUGUUUGGGAAAAAAGUAUUUGAUAUGAAACACAUGAUGAAGUUCUGCGAUUUUUUACACGGUGGUCUUGAGCGAGUAGCUACUACUCUAAAAGUAGGUCGGGCGGUUGGAAAAUCUCAUCAAGCUGGAUCUGAUAGCUUAUUGACAAAUCAGGCAUUUAGGAAAAUGAUAGAAACUUGUUUUAUCAUUAACAAAGUUCCAGAGCUUAAAGAUUAUGCUGGAGUGUUAUUUGGAUUAGAGAUUAUUGUUUAG